Vitis vinifera (wine grape) is the source of this 565-nucleotide messenger RNA. RefSeq names its product probable xyloglucan endotransglucosylase/hydrolase protein 23. Gene Ontology annotation, cellular component: apoplast; cell wall. Bases 135 to 476 code for a protein of 113 amino acids. NCBI's taxonomy places the organism in Eukaryota, Viridiplantae, Streptophyta, Magnoliopsida, Vitales, Vitaceae. The record is from RefSeq and is a predicted model, not a curated record. The transcript has a single exon. Gene Ontology annotation, biological process: glucan metabolic process. Gene Ontology annotation, molecular function: xyloglucan:xyloglucosyl transferase activity; hydrolase activity, hydrolyzing O-glycosyl compounds.
AGAGAUUUUAAAAGUCUUAUCCAUAAUUAAAAAAAUUAUAUAUUUGGUUAAAAGAUUUUAAAUACUUUUGAAAUUGGAAUAAUAACCUAAAAUGACCCAUUUUGGAUAUUAUUACCCUUCCUUUUUCCUAAAAAAUGGCAUCUCUCUCAUUCCCUUCCCACAGAGCCAGCCUAUGGGGAUAUACUCCAGUUUAUGGAUUGCAGAUGACUGGGCAACAAGAGGGGGGCCUUGUCAAGACUCACUGGAGCCAAGCUCCUUUCACGGCUUCCUUUAGGAGCUUGAAUGCUGAUGCUUGUAUAUUGUAUUCUGGAACAUCUUCUUGCAGUUGGGACUCUCCUCCAUGGCUCUCACAAGUGCUUGAUUUCAAGGACCAGCAGAAGAUGAAAUGGGUUGAGGACAACUACAUGAUUUACAACUACUGCGCUGAUACAGGGCGGUUCCCCCAGGGCCUUCCUACAGAAUGCACAGUAACUUAAAAGGCGUUCGACGCAUGGUACUAUUCUUUCCUUGUUCCCCAUCUUAGUUUCCACUGAAAAACAUGAGAGAAAUCAGUGUUACAAUGUAA